This is a messenger RNA of Abrus precatorius (Indian licorice), 1992 nucleotides long. RefSeq names its product exocyst complex component EXO70A1-like. Gene Ontology annotation, cellular component: exocyst. NCBI's taxonomy places the organism in Eukaryota, Viridiplantae, Streptophyta, Magnoliopsida, Fabales, Fabaceae. The transcript has a single exon. Gene Ontology annotation, biological process: exocytosis. Gene Ontology annotation, molecular function: phosphatidylinositol-4,5-bisphosphate binding. The coding region runs from base 1 to 1992 and encodes 663 amino acids. The record is from RefSeq and is a predicted model, not a curated record.
AUGGAAAACAUAGAGAAUCUUGAAGCUGCCAGGAAGUGCUUGCGAACCGGCUUAGAAAAAUCAAACCAUAUUGCUUCUGCAUUAGAUGAAUCAGGAUCAAGAUUGGAGCUGCUUAACCAAAGAUUUCAAUCCUUGGAAGAUGCAUUUGGAAUGCAAACGUGCUCACAUUUUGACAUUGGAGACCGCAUGGACAGUGUUCUUUGCUCUGCAGCUGCAGUCCUGAGAGUGUUUGAAGCUGUUCAUCAGCUCAAGAAUUCUCUCUUGACUGACCCCACCUCUGAUCUAUGUUCGUUUAUCUCACGCACAAAGAAGCUUGAAGAAGCACUGAAGCUUCUCACCGGUAAUUGCAGGCUGACACUUGGCUGGCUGCAGGAAAUUUUUGAGUUCUUAAAGGACAAUGCAAUUGCUAACGAGCAUUGCCUAUUGGAUGUGAGGAAAUCUUUGAGAAUACUCCAAGAAUUGGAGAUCAUGGAAGAAGGUGCUCGCCAUGAUGGAGGCCUUCUCAGUUCUUCCUUUGACAAACUAGAGAUUGAGUUCCACAGGCUUCUGAAGGAGAAUACCAUGCCUUUUCCUUUGGUCUCAUUAGCAUCAUCCAUUGACCAGCAUGGCAACGUUACCGCACAAGCAUGGCCAGAUUAUGUCACAGGGAAGUUGCAGGCCAUUGUCGAGAGAUUAAACAAUGAUAGGCUAGAUAAGUGUAAAUCUAUAUACGUUGAAGUUCGAGGUAUGAAUGCUCGAAAAAGUGUGGAGACUCUAGAUUUGAGUUACCUUGAGAUGACAACUGCUGAAUUUGAGGAUUUACAUGUCAUUGAGAGUUACAUAGAGCAAUGGGGCUGGCAUUUGGAGCUGGUUGUGAAGCACCUGCUUGAGAUGGAGUACAAGUUGUCUAGUGAUGUCUUUGGGAAAAUUGGUGCAGACGCAUGGAUGGGAUGUUUUGCUAAGAUUGCCAUUGAAUCAGGAAUUCUGUCUUUUCUUCAAUUUGGAAUGAAUGUUUCCGAGAGUAAAAACGAACCCAUCAAGUUGUUGAAACUGCUGGACAUAUUCCGAGUCCUAAAUGGUCUACGACUAAAAUUCAACCAGCUUUUCAACGGGAAAGCUUGUGAAGAAAUUAGAAGUGUGACAAAGGAUCUUAUCGAUGCAGUUGUGAAUGGUGGCAGUGAAAUAUUCUGGCAACUUCCAGCACAAGUUAAGUUGCUAAGGCCAAGUUCUCCUCCUACAGAUGGCAGCGUUCCUAGGGUGGUUAGCUUUGUAACUGAUUACUGCAAUCAGCUACUUGGGGAUACUUAUAGACCACACUUGAGGCAGGUUCUAGAAAUCCAUCUUAGCUGGAGAAAGCAAGUAUAUGAAGAGGGUAUUGUCUACACCCAAAUGUAUAACAUAAUUAAGGAAACUGCUAUUAAUUUGGAUGCUUGGUCAAGGGCCUAUGAAGAUAUCACUUUGUCUUACCUUUUUAUGAUGAAUAACCACUGCCAUUUCUACAAUUUGCGGGGUACUGAGCUUGGGAAUCUGAUGGGAGAUUCUUGGCUAAGAGCUCAUGACCAAUACAAGGACUAUUAUGCAGCACUUUAUUUGAAGAAUAGCUGGGAAAAACUGCUACCUAUUCUUGUAGUUCGAAAAGACUUGCUAUCAUCAUCCGUGACUGCCCAAGAUUUGGUCCACAGACUAAAGGCUUUCUAUGCGGCAUUUGAUGAAAGGUAUAGGAAGCAAGCCAACUGGGCAAUCCCUGAUGAGGUAUUGAGGGAAAAUAUAUGCAAGCAUUUGGUGGAAGGCAUUGUACCAACCUAUAAGGCCUACGUCAAAAAUUACAGCUUGUCAAUAGAAAAUGAUGCUAAGGCUGCCAAACAUAUAAAAUAUUCAGCGCAGAGUUUGGAGAACAUGAUUUGGUCUUUGUUUCGGCCCAAGCUGUGCAUGGAUCGGAGAAUCAAACAACCAGAGUUGAUCAGUAAAAUACAAGUGAGCAAUCAAUUUCGUUCCACUCUUAAUGCACUGUAA